Molecule: messenger RNA, 3553 nt
Organism: Cottoperca gobio
Lineage: Eukaryota; Metazoa; Chordata; Actinopteri; Perciformes; Bovichtidae
Gene: asns
Product: asparagine synthetase
Exons: 13
Coding region: 383-2068 (561 amino acids)
Cellular component (GO): cytosol
Molecular function (GO): asparagine synthase (glutamine-hydrolyzing) activity
Source: RefSeq, a predicted model, not a curated record
CAGUGCAGAAGCAUCAGUGCAUCCUCACACCUGACAGUUUCAUCACCUCUACGGGGAACAUUUGAAGAACAAGGUUUCAAAUCACUUGACACAUACGGACAAAGUAAUUACUAAAGCAAGUGUGAGAACAUGAAUGGGACCGUGUGAAGGAUGUGGCGGCCUCUAGUGGUGCGGUUGCAGAUUGCAUCGCUCACCCCUCCCUCUACAAGACGCCGAGUGCAAAACCGUGGUUACGUGGUUUGUUUUCUUCAGGACCAUCUUUACCGUAACGCCGCACGAGAAGCAUGAAGCUGCAGAACUACGGUGGCCUUCAGGUGACCCGCUCCCUCUGUAGAGAAGAAGGGCUCUAAGCUUAGAAGACACAAAGGUUCUUAGUUUCAGCAUGUGCGGUAUCUGGGCUUUGUUCGGCAGCGAUGAGUGCCUGUCAGUUCAGUGCACCAGUGCCAUGAAGAUCGCUCACCGCGGGCCCGACGCGUUCCGCUUCGAGAACGUUAAUGGCUUCACAAACUGCUGUUUCGGUUUCCACCGGCUGGCUAUCGUGGACCAUCUGUACGGCAUGCAGCCGCUGCGCAUCAAGAAGUUUCCUUUCUUGUGGCUCUGCUACAACGGAGAGAUUUACAACCAUCACACGCUGAAGAAGGAGUUUGACUUUGAUUACCAGACUAAAGUGGACGGGGAGAGUUUGCUCCAUCUGUACGACCGCUUUGGCAUCCAGAAGAUGUCUUCUCUGCUGGACGGCGUCUUUGCCUUUAUCCUGCUGGACACUGCCAACAAGAAAGUGUUUCUGGGAAGAGACACGUACGGAGUCCGGCCUUUGUUCAAGUUCCUCACAGACGAUGGAUUCCUGGCAGUCUGCUCCGAAGCCAAAGGACUAACAGAAAUCACCCAUGCGAUGGCGACCCCCGCCAACAUCGUCCCGCUGCUCCCGGGACACUUUGAGGUCUUUGAUUUGAAGCAGAACGGCAAAGUUCAGUCCGUUCAGAUGGAGCCGUUUCACUGCUGCACGAAGGAGCCGGCUCAUGCCGUCUACGACCCCGUGGAGAGGCUGCCUACAGGUUUCGACGAGGAAACGGUGAAAAGCAACAUCAGGACGCUGUUUGAAAACGCUGUGAGGAAACGUCUCAUGGCUCACAGGAGGAUCGGCUGUCUUCUGUCAGGUGGUCUGGACUCCAGCUUGGUUGCUGCUACGCUGGUGAAGCUGGCGAAGGAGGAGAAGCUGCAGUAUCCCAUCCAGACCUUCUCCAUCGGGUCGGAGGACAGUCCCGACAUCAAAGCUGCUCGCCAGGUUGCAGCUCACAUCGGCAGCGAGCACCACGAGGUGAACUUCUCUGCAGAGGAAGGAUUCCAGGCUGUGGAAGAAGUCAUCUUCCACCUGGAGACGUAUGACAUCACCACCAUACGAGCCUCUGUAGGGAUGUACCUGGUGUCCAAGUACAUCCGGGAGAAGUCGGACAGUGUGGUGAUCUUCUCUGGAGAGGGCGCCGACGAGCUGACUCAGGGAUACCUUUACUUCCACAAGGCUCCGUCUCCCGGAGCAGCAGCAGAGGACAGUGUCCGGCUGAUGAAGGAACUCUACCUGUUUGACGUCCUGCGUGCUGAUCGCACCACGUCUGCACACGGUCUGGAGCUCAGAGUGCCUUUCCUGGACCACAGAUUCACAGCGUACUACCUUUCUCUGCCGGAGGAGAUGAGGACUCCUAAGCAUGGGGUGGAGAAGCAUCUUCUGAGGGACUCGUUCAAAGACCUCAACUUGAUCCCGGAUGAGAUCCUGUGGAGGCGUAAAGAGGCCUUCAGUGACGGGAUGAUGUCUGUGAAGAAGUCCUGGUACGUGUUCCUGCAGGAGCACCUGGAGGGGAUGGUGAACGAUGACCAGAUGGAGAAGGCUCACAGGACGUUCCCUCACAACCCUCCACUCACCAAAGAGGCCUAUUACUUCAGACAGGUGUUUGAGAAGCACUACCCGGGCCGGGCCGAGUGGCUCUCACAUUUCUGGAUGCCUCGCUGGACCAACGCCACCGACCCCUCGGCUCGGACCCUGGCCAUCUACAACCCUGAUAAAGAGCAGUGAUUCCCUGCAGCAGCCCUCGUACCACAUGUCAUACUUAACUCUACUUUGUUCAACUCAGAUUACAUUAAACUUAUUAGGAACUAGUUACACUGAGCUGAGCAUCAUUGUUAUGCAGAUAAAUGUGACGACGUGUAGCUCAGAGUUACAGAAGCACGACCAGCCCUGAUCAGCAAAUACUAGGGUUUAAUGCAAUGUGCUUUUUAUUCCGUAAUGCAGUUAAACUUUAUCUAUUACAAGAUUUUGUGGUGCAAUUUUCAAACACACCCAGUGAUGUUAAUCCUUUUCAUAUUCCAACUGUUUUUCUAAUUGCAGGUAUGUAAUACGGCCACAUACUGUCAGCUGUGUUCAUAUUGUGCAGCUGACUGGACUAUGACCUGUUUGUGCAACUUAAAUCAAUUGAAAUCAAUCUCUUACAGAUAAAUCUGACAAACUCUGUCCCAAAGUCUGACAGAGCCGUAAAUAAGUCCGGGUUAGACGGGUGUGUCACACUGUUUAAGUUUUAUUCUUUUUAUUUUCCAUAGCGUACAGUCCAGACGAGUACGUUUACACUUUAAAGGACCGUGUUACAGUUUUCAUGGUUCACGUGUGAAAUGUGACUGUAAUGGAUUUUCUGGUGAUUCCUUGUUCUGGUUGGAUUUAAAUAGUUUUCUCUCCUGUGAUAAUGACCAAAGAACAGCUGAAAGGUACAUCUUCUUAAUUUCUUUGUGUUUGUUGUUGUAAUUCUCACUUCGGCCACAAGAGGCUGAAGUACGAGUUUGUGUUUUAAAUGCUAAAAUUCUUCCAGGUGAGUUUCCAUCUUAAAUGUGCACAUGAAGAAAACAUGAAAGUGUUUCGCUGUAUUUAGAACAUGGUGGUGCCAUUCAGCCUCUUGUGGCCGACGUUAGUAUUACAACAACAGACACUGAUGAUGAAAACUGUCCGGACUCCAAAAACAUUUUUUAUAUCUUGCCAACACUUUUUUAUUGACCAGUUUCUAAGUCGUAAACACCGCAGAGAAAACCUUUUGGAUCAGACGGAUUGUUUCUCACCCUCACUAAAGGGCUGCCGUACUUUUAACUCUGUCUAACACCAUCUCUGCUGUUCUUUUGCAGAAGGGAAUUAGGUUUGGGGGGUGUCUGUGUCUGUGUGUGUGUGUGUGUGUGUGUGUGUGUGUGUGUGUGUGUGUGUGUGGCUCAUAAGAUGUAUAUCUUUGCACUAUUACAUCCAUGUGAAGGAGUACCUUGUACUUGCAGAGAUAUGACGUUGUCAUGGGGAAAGUUGCAGUUUAUGGUAGUUUGAAUGUUGAGAUGUGACUUGUAGAAGAUGGACAAAGUAAUACUGGCAUUAUAACAAUUCAAUAACCAUUAGUGUAAAACUGUGAGCUUCAAAAGAGUUCAUUACACGGCUGUCGUAUUGGAUUGCAUUGAUUCUAUGUUUAGUUAUGUCACAGAACAUUUCUUGUUGUUUCAUUCUAACUGAACUAAAAUAAAUCCCUCUGGGCACAGA